AUGUACCCUCCUCCGUUGUCUGUCUGUCUGUCUCUCUCUCUCUCUCUUUCUCUCUCUCUCUCUCUGCAGGGGGAUUUCUUUCUGUGGGAGUUUCUUCGUCUGAACAACAAAAAGUCAAUAUCUUUUCCUUUUCUGGUUAAUGUCGAUUCUCACUGUAUUCCUUCUUUUCCUCUUUGUCUUUUUUUGAUUUUUGUCUCAGGAGCUUUCCGAGGAAUGGACACAUCAAAUCUAUCUAUCUAUCUAUCUAUCUAUCUAUCUAUCUAUCUAUCUCUGAUUUACUUUUUUCAGGAGUCAAUAUCUUUUCCUUUUCGGCUUAAUUUCGAUUCUCUCUAUAUCCCUUUUUUUCCUCUUACUUUCUAUUUUUAUUUUUGUCUCUGGAGCUUUCCCAGGAAUAAAUCAAAUGUGUCGAAAAACAACUUCCAUAGGCUCAACAUCCACUGGAGUAUCGUUUCUUCGCACAUCAUAUGUUCUGGUAUAUCUUCUGCGCACAUCAUAUGUUUCAGUAUAUCUUCUGCGCACAUCAUCUAUCCGGUAUAUCUUCUGCGCACAUCAUAUGUUCUGGUAUAUCUUCUGCGCACAUCAUAUGUUUCAGUAUAUCUUCUGCGCACAUCAUCUAUCCGGUAUAUCUUCUGCGCACAUCAUAUGUUCUGGUAUAUCUUCUGCGCACAUCAUAUGUUUCAGUAUAUCUUCUGCGCACAUCAUCUAUCCGGUAUAUCUUCUGCGCACAUCAUAUGUUCUGGUAUAUCUUCUGCGCACAUCAUAUGUUUCAGUAUAUCUUCUGCGCACAUCAUCUAUCCGGUAUAUCUUCUGCGCACAUCAUAUGUUCUGGUAUAUCUUCUGCGCACAUCAUAUGUUCUGGUAUAUCUUCUGCGCACAUCAUAUGUUUCAGUAUAUCUUCUGAGCACAUCAUCUAUCCUGUAUAUCUUCUGCGCACAUCAUAUGUUCUGGUAUAUCUUCUGUGCACAUCAUAUGUUUCAGUAUAUCUUCUGCGCACAUCAUUUAUCCGGUAUAUCUUCUGCGCACAUCAUAUGUUCUGGUAUAUCUUCUGCGCACAUCAUAUGUUUCAGUAUAUCUUCUGAGCACAUCAUCUAUCCUGUAUAUCUUCUGCGCACAUCAUAUGUUCUGGUAUAUCUUCUGUGCACAUCAUAUGUUCUGGUAUAUCUUCUGCGCACAUCAUAUGUUUCAGUAUAUCUUCUGCGCACAUCAUCUAUCCGGUAUAUCUUCUGCGCACAUCAUAUGUUCUGGUAUAUCUUCUGCGCACAUCAUAUGUUUCAGUAUAUCUUCUGCGCACAUCAUUUAUCCGGUAUAUCUUCUGCGCAUAUUAUUUGUUCCAGUAUAUCUUCUGCGCACAUCAUCUGUUCCGGUAUAUCUUCUGCGCACAUAAUAUGUUCUGGUAUAUCUCCUGCGCGCAUUAUUUGUUCCAGUAUAUCUUCUGCGCACAUCAUAUGUUCCGGUAUAUCUUCUGCGCACAUCAUCUGUUCCAAAAUCUAUCUAUUCGUUCUCCCAGUUCUCCCUAGUUCUUCUCCCUUACACGACACUUGUCUCUCCCAAUUCAUUACCUCUGCCCUCCGUCUCUUUCUUUCUUGUCGGAAUCAUUAG
Acanthosepion pharaonis is the source of this 1599-nucleotide messenger RNA. The record is from the annotation of a GenBank genome assembly. NCBI's taxonomy places the organism in Eukaryota, Metazoa, Mollusca, Cephalopoda, Sepiida, Sepiidae.